Molecule: messenger RNA, 1209 nt
Organism: Brassica oleracea var. oleracea
Lineage: Eukaryota; Viridiplantae; Streptophyta; Magnoliopsida; Brassicales; Brassicaceae
Product: vacuolar protein sorting-associated protein 26A
Exons: 12
Coding region: 104-1012 (302 amino acids)
Biological process (GO): intracellular protein transport; retrograde transport, endosome to Golgi
Cellular component (GO): retromer complex; endosome
Source: RefSeq, a predicted model, not a curated record
UGACUCUGUCCGUCUGUCUGUCAGUCGUCUUCAACCCCCAAACAACUGUCAGAAUCUUCGCCGGCUUGAGGGUCAUUGUGAUUGGAAUCGAAUCUUCUGAAUCAUGAAUUAUCUUCGUGGAGCUUUCAAGCCUGCUUGUAAUAUCUCAAUCACGUUUACUGAUGGCAAAAAUCGUAAACAGGUUCCGGUUAAGAAAGAUAAUGGACAAAUGGUUAUGAAUCCACUUUUCCAUAGUCAAGAAACUAUUGCUGGCAAGGUUUGUAUUGAACCAUAUCAAGGGAAGAAAGUGGAGCACAAUGGUGUUAAAGUUGAGCUUCUUGGCCAAAUAGAAAUGUACUUUGACAGAGGGAACUUCUAUGACUUCACUUCCCUGGUGCGUGAGCUUGAUGUACCUGGAGAAAUAUAUGAAAAGAAGGCGUACCCUUUUGAAUUUCCUACCGUUGAGAUGCCAUAUGAGACAUACAAUGGCGUUAAUGUUCGGCUAAGGUAUGUCCUGAAAGUAACAGUUACACGUGGUUACGCUGGAAGCAUCGUGGAGUACCAGGACUUUGUGGUGCGUAACUAUUCCCCAUUACCACCAAUCAAUAACAGCAUCAAGAUGGAAGUUGGAAUCGAGGACUGCUUGCAUAUCGAGUUUGAGUACAAUAAAAGCAAGUAUCACCUGAAAGAUGUUAUCCUCGGGAAAGUGUACUUUCUUCUGGUGAGAAUCAAGAUAAAGAAUAUGGAUCUUGAGAUCAGACGGAGAGAAUCAACAGGAGCAGGAGCUAAUACUCACGUCGAGACAGAAACAUUAGCCAAAUUUGAGUUAAUGGAUGGUGCUCCCGUUAGAGGCGAGUCGAUACCUGUAAGACUGUUCUUGACACCAUACGAUCUGACGCCAACGCAUAAGAACAUAAACAACAAAUUCAGUGUCAAGUAUUAUCUGAAUCUUGUGCUGGUUGACGAAGAGGAUCGCCGUUACUUCAAGCAGCAAGAAAUCACCUUGUACAGGCUCAAGGAUGAGUCAUCUUGAUGUUUUACAAAAGGAAAGAAAAGAGAGCAACGAGAUUUUUUUUCAGAACUUUGUAAAGCCUUUUUCUAACACUUUUUCUGUAUGCAAUUAAUUGGUUGGGGACUUGGUGGAGUUAUGAAGUUGAAUCAUGUAAGUUUGUUCAUUGACCCAUAAUGUUGUUUGGAUUCCAAGUAAGAAAACUAGCAACUCUUUUCCAA